This is a messenger RNA of Girardinichthys multiradiatus, 1786 nucleotides long. RefSeq names its product tyrosine-protein kinase STYK1-like. The record is from RefSeq and is a predicted model, not a curated record. Gene Ontology annotation, molecular function: transmembrane receptor protein tyrosine kinase activity; ATP binding. Gene Ontology annotation, biological process: multicellular organism development; cell surface receptor protein tyrosine kinase signaling pathway; positive regulation of kinase activity. NCBI's taxonomy places the organism in Eukaryota, Metazoa, Chordata, Actinopteri, Cyprinodontiformes, Goodeidae. Gene Ontology annotation, cellular component: signaling receptor complex. The transcript is spliced from 10 exons. Bases 392 to 1492 code for a protein of 366 amino acids.
UACAACAGAAACCUCUACUACCUCUAAUGUAAGUAUGUCUGCCUGUGGAUUUAUCUUCUGAAAACCAUGAAAACUGGGAGGAAGUACUGGACCGUACUCUACAGCUCUGAACAUAUAUGGAAAUCUGAACAGAAAACUAUACAUUUGUAGUUCCUGCAACACAGAAUUUGACACCUGGGAAGUCCAAGAUAAGUGGCCAGGAUGACAUCCAACUACACCGACAUUAGUCCCUGUGUGCCAGACGACAAGCUCUGUAGGGACACGAGUCAGAACCCCCAGGCAACACACCACAAACCACAGAGAAACACACCGAAACCAAAACCACAGACAUAACCUACAUGGAAUAGAUGCACCCCCAGGGAUUGACCCUCUUGAACACGAAGAGGUGCCAAUGAGAGUCCAAAACACACAUCACAACGUGAAGCCAACUCUGGCUCCUGCACGACAUGCAUCCCCAGAGAGGCAUGUGGCUGCAGCAAGACAUGGGUCUCCAGAGAGGCCGGUGGCUGGAGCAAGACAUGGCUCUCUAGUGAGUCAUGCAGCUCCAACAUCACAGACAUCCACAGGGAGGCCUCUUGGAAACUUUAGUCAGGUCACUGCAUUAAUGCCAUCUUUUUACAUCAAACCUAAUGACACAGUGAGCCUCUACAGAGCCUGCAUGGACAACAGGGACGUCAUCCUGAGGGCACUAAAAGAAAAUGCAAGCAACAGUGAGACACAGGACUUUUUGGGGUUUGCCUCCUUCCUCGGAGAACUGGGCCCUCACCCUUUUAUUCCUGCCCUACUGGGUGUGGUUUCGGUACAAUCACCUUUAUUGAUAGUGAUGGAGGAACUAAGGCACAAAGACCUGCUGGGGUUCCUCUGGAAGUGCAGAGAGGAUAACACAGGUCAUGACAUGACAGAGAAGAGGAUCUUCACCAUGGCAGGACAAGUGGCCUCUGCUCUGGAUUACCUGCACAGUCAGGGCUGCAUCCACAGGAACAUAGGAGCUCGCAAUGUUCUGGUUGGUGGCGACAUGGCAGCGAAACUGUGGGGUUUGGGCUCAGCUUAUCAAAGAAAACAAGCAAACUAUACAGGAGUGGCAGAGGACAUGGAGCUGAAGAAAUGGCAGGCACCUGAGGUUCUGGCCAGGAGAACGGCCACUAACAGCAGUGACGUAUGGUCUUUUGGUAUCCUCCUUUAUGAAAUGGUUACAUUGGGUGACCCACCUUUUGCUCACAUCAUGUUGACUGAACUUCUGCAGUAUCUCCAAAGAGGAAAAACUGUGAAACGGCCAACCAACUGUUCCAACACAUUGUACUCCAUCAUGAAAUCGUGCUGCCACUGGACCCCCCAAGAGCGUCCUUCGGUGACAGAACUGAUCAGGAUACUUAAUGUAGGAGAGAAAUCAGCAAACGGGAGCACCGUUCUUAGAGUGCCUGAGCCACUGAACAUAGAGAAAUACAGGAGGGAGACAGGAUAUGGAGAAGCAUUCAAUUAUGCUGUGCUCUGACUGGCUGGGACUGUCAUCACAAAGGACUCUGUUGGAACCCGUAUUCCCAGUCCAGCGAAACAAAUUCUUUAAAGCACCAAGGACUGCUGCAAGAGUGCAGAAAAAGUAAAUGAAGUAUGCAAAUUACAUGGUUUGUGUUUAAAAAACAUAUUUGGAAACACUUCAAAUAUGAAGCACAGUCAUUUAGUAUGUUUAGAUAACUUAUUUUUUGUAAAUAUGUAUAUGUUCUGGUACAGUACAUUGGUUGUCUUGGAUUUAUUAAAAGAAAAUACAUUUGCUAUUUUCUAAUAUUAA